AUGGCCAGGGGAAAGCCUGAAAAUAGCGAGAUUUGGAUUCCUUGGUAUGAUCCUGAGCUCAUGAGAUUUGGAUAUCGGGGUGCCUCAUUAGGCGAGCUUACUUUUAUCGACAGGGUUUUGGAGGGGUACGACGUUGAAGUCUUGGAUUACUCAUCGCGCAUUGCAUUGACGUGCAUAUUGCCAGACCAGGCUUCGCACGUAGCCGACAACACACUUUUGUGUGGUAUUCCGAAUUGGGACGCCAAUGUUUUAGCUUCGGGAGGAGCGCCAAGAUCUGCCAGUAUCCGCAUUCCCGUUCUCGUUCUCCACUCCGUUUAA
Molecule: messenger RNA, 318 nt
Organism: Orbilia oligospora ATCC 24927
Lineage: Eukaryota; Fungi; Ascomycota; Orbiliomycetes; Orbiliales; Orbiliaceae
Exons: 1
Coding region: 1-318 (105 amino acids)
Source: RefSeq, a predicted model, not a curated record